UUUAGGUGUCUUCAUAAAAUGCCUGCUGCCGCUCGGUUUCUUUUUUCAAGAUGGCGUCGAUGAGGGAGAGCGACACCGGCCUGUGGCUUCAUAACAAGCUGGGCUCGGCGGACGAGCUCUGGUCUCCCCCCAGUAUCGCCUCGCUGCUCACGGCCUCGGUCAUCGACAAUGUGCGGCUCUGCUUCCACAGCCUGUCCUCCGCCGUCAAAAUCAAACUGCUCCUGGGGAUGCUGCACCUCCCGCGCCGAACCGUGGACGAGAUGAAAGGCGCUCUGACUGAAAUCAUCCAACUGGCUACCUUAGACUCUGAUCCCUGGAUAUUAAUGGUAGCUGAUAUUUUGAAAACCUUUCCAGAUACAGGAUCCUUAAAUCUUGACCUCGAGGAGCAAAAUCCAAAUGUUCAGGACAUCUUAGGAGAACUUCGAGAAAAAGUUAGUGAAUGCGAGGCUUCUUCAAUGCUACCUCUGGAGUGUCAGUAUCUAAACAAGAAUGCCCUCACAAUGCUGGCCGGACCACUUACUCCUCCAGUGAAACAUUUCCAACUCAAGCGCAAACCAAAGAGUGCCACGCUCAGGGCUGAGCUUUUACAAAAAUCCACAGAAGCUGCACAGCAACUGAAAAAGACAGCAGGAGUUCCAUUUCAUGCGAAAGGAAGGGGCCUGGUGAAAAAACUGGACACAACAACUCCUUUGAAAGGCAUACCAAAGCAAGCUCCAUUCAGGAGUCCAACUACACCUAGUGUAUUUAGCCCAACGGCAAACAGAACACCCAUUGCACCUUCCAGAACACCGCUGCGGAAAGAGAGAGGCGUCAAGUUUUUGGACAUAAAGGAACUGGACAUGGUGGGCGCAGGCCGAGAAGCCAAGAAGAGGAGAAAGACUGUUGAUGUGGAAGUUGUGGAAAAACCCCCAAAAGAAGAGCCUGUUGUGGAAAGUGCUACUCCGGAUUAUGCUGCUGGCCUUGUACCUACUACACAAAAACUUAGUGCUCUGAACUCGGAGAGUGCACUUCCAUCUACCAGCUACAUGCCUGCCACCCCGAGUGUGGUACCAUCCUCCUCUUAUAUCCCAACGUCAGAAGCACAGCAGGCUGGAUCUGUACGGGAAGCCUUGCAGACUACGAGACAAACUGAGGAGUCCAUACCUUCUAGCAAUCCACCCUUUAAGCAAAGGACUCCUAUGUAUCACAGCAAUUCCAAUGCCGCUGCUGCUGUCACCACACCAACACCUGCAGCCACGCCUACCUCUCCUCUAACACCUGCAGCGCCUCCACUCGUGUCUCCAGCAGCUCCGGCACCUCAGAUCACCACUCAAACUCAACCUCAGCCCAAAAAAAGUCUCUCUCUCACAAGAGAACAAAUGUUUGCUGCACAAGAAAUGUUCAAGACUGCAAACAAGGUUACAAGGCCAGAAAAGGCCCUUAUACUUGGUUUCAUGGCAGGUUCCAGAGAGAACCCAUGCCCAGAACAGGGUGAUAUCAUUCAAAUCAAGCUCAGUGAAUACACAGAAAUUUUGCCGAAAGCAGAUGGCACAGGCAGCACCACAAUGUUAGUGGACACUGUGUUUGAAAUGAACUAUUCUACUGGCCAAUGGACCAAGCUUAAAAAAUAUAAGCCUAUAACCAAUGUAUCAUAAUGAAUUCCAGAAAGGAACUAUGGACCAAACCAGACUUUCUCUCUGGUUCCUGUUUAUGCCUAAGCCAACACCACGAAUCUAAUGGAAACAAAUAUGGUGGGACGUAAACAAGAAAAGUGGCACAGGAUGCAUUACCUUCAGCUGAAUUCAAAGAGAAAUUUGAUGUCUAUUAAACAAGUUCUUUAAGCAAGAUUUACAGAUGAAAAAUUGGCCAGUUUUUGUACUACAAAAGUCUGUUUUAACGUGAUACAAUUGGAUACAGAUAUGGUUUGGUUUGAAGAUUCUUGCAAACGAUCUUGUAUUUUGUGACCCUUUAUUUCUGCCCUCUUCGUUUUUCGUUUUUGUCCGCCUCACAGGUUACUUUUUAACCCCUUAAGUGCCAAGGACAUUCUAUGCUAUCAGUUUCAUCUGUUCAUCAAAGACCCCUUUCUAACAUGGAAUGUCCUACUUGUUUGUAGUUUACAGUGGCCUCCCUAUUACUAAAUGGGCAGUCUCUUGUCAAUGUAGUUUCCAUACACAAAAAGUAUUUGGUCUUUAAUGGGGUGUUGAUGGCUAGUGGGUUUGGUUUUUUCCCAUUGCUGCCUUUAAAAUGUUAUGCUACCAAGGCUUUUUUUCCCUCUAAAAUAAAGUGAUUUGUGCAAACACAGUUUUCACUUAAAAUAAGCAGGUUGGUCAUAAUAUAGUUGAAUUGGAGGAUUCUUCCAUAAUUUUCCAACUUCGGGUUUUCCUCUUUCCCUCUGUAGUGAAUAAACCCCAUAAUCUUUAUCUCCAGAUUAUUAUUUUGUUUUAGUCUGUUGGUGUUCACCUCUCAUGCUGGACAUUUGAAGUGGACACCCCUGCCACUGCUUAACAUUGUGAUAUCCAGAUUGUUUUAAUACUUAUUACUCCUGACGAGUACAAGGCAUCCUCAAAAGCUGACCUCUGUAGACCCAGACCAAGCAUAAUCUUGUGAAUGUGAAGUAGCUGAGUAAUGCCAUGUGUUGCUCAACCCCUUUGGCAUGAACAGAGUUUACGAAACGGACCCUCUGUCACUUUUGCAAACAGAAGUAUGGAGGGAAAUACACAAAUUCCAUUUAUAGAAGUAACACAUUUUCUUUUGGUUUAAAGAAACUCCUCAAACCCAUAAUGCAUUUCAGCUUGCAGUUAAGUGUCAGAUCUGUUGCCUAAUAUAAUGGCAAUUUAGAGAUAUAUGCACUCUUUUAUAAGGCUCUAGGUUGCACCCUCCCAACUGUCUGCUCUUCCUUGUACAUUUUUAGGGUUCAAUGUUUCUCUAUGAGCAGUAUUACUGGUAGAUUGUGGAAGUUGCUGCGCCCUGCCUCACAGUGCUUCUCUUUGUGAAGCGUUGGUUGACCAGGAGAUGAUCAUCCCUAAUGAUCUCCUGGACACAGUGCGGUGUGGAGGCCAUCUCACUGCUGUAUUAGUAAUAAAGUAACCGAUUUUACAGGAUGCUGAAAAGAGUUGCAAAAUGGCUAGCCAAGUUAACAGCUUGGGUGAAAAUGUUUAGGCGUCCUAAAUUAAAGGUUAAAAGAAGUAAAGCC
Messenger RNA from Pelobates fuscus (common spadefoot toad), 3172 nucleotides. RefSeq names its product negative elongation factor complex member A (gene NELFA). The record is from RefSeq and is a predicted model, not a curated record. NCBI's taxonomy places the organism in Eukaryota, Metazoa, Chordata, Amphibia, Anura, Pelobatidae. The coding region runs from base 51 to 1634 and encodes 527 amino acids. Gene Ontology annotation, cellular component: NELF complex. Gene Ontology annotation, biological process: negative regulation of transcription elongation by RNA polymerase II. The transcript has 11 exons.